Panicum virgatum (switchgrass) is the source of this 1286-nucleotide messenger RNA. RefSeq names its product glycosyltransferase BC10-like. The record is from RefSeq and is a predicted model, not a curated record. Lineage: Eukaryota; Viridiplantae; Streptophyta; Magnoliopsida; Poales; Poaceae. Gene Ontology annotation, molecular function: glycosyltransferase activity. The coding region runs from base 1 to 1170 and encodes 389 amino acids. The transcript is spliced from 2 exons. Gene Ontology annotation, cellular component: membrane.
AUGAAGGACACGAACAAGCCCACCCGGGUGUCGCGCUCCGGCGGGAAGCUCCUGUACGUGGUUCAUAUGCUUCUCUUCCUCUCCUUGGGAUUUGUCCUGGGCAUGGCAUCCAUAGACAAGUUUCCAUACUUCAACAUCAUCCCUUUCGUCGUGCCAUCGCUGCCCUCUCCAAAGCCGUCGGCACCUCCAACGCCGCCGCCGCCGCCAACACAGAAGCCGCAGAUGGGGCUGAUGAGCUUCCUACCGCCGAGCGGCGUCAUACACAACAUGACCGACGAGGAGCUAUUCUGGAGGGCGUCAAUGGCGCCCAAGCUCCGCGGCACGCCCUACCACCGCGUGCCGAAGAUCGCCUUCUUGUUCCUGGUGAGAGGGGACCUGCCGCUGCGGCCGCUGUGGGAGAAGUUCUUCGCGGGGCACCAGGAGCUCUACACCAUUUACGUGCACGCCGACCCCUCCUACACCGGCUCGCCGCCGGAGGACUCCGUGUUCUACGGCCGCAUGAUCCCAAGCCAGAAAACAAAAUGGGGAGACGUGAGCCUGGUGGAGGCGGAGAGGCGGCUGCUGGCGAGCGCGCUCCUGGACCACGGCAACGAGCGGUUCGUGCUGCUGUCGGAGGCGUGCAUCCCCGUCCGCAACUUCACCGCCGUGCACGCCUUCCUCGCCGGCUCCGCCACCAGCUUCGUCGACAGCUACGGCGACGGCGACUGCCGCGCGCGCUACGACCGGUACUUCGCCGAGCGCACCAACAUCACCAUCGAGCACUGGCGCAAGGGCGCGCAGUGGUUCGAGAUGGACCGCGCCCUGGCGCUGGAGGUCGUCGCCGACGAGCCCUACAUCCGGAUGUUACGCGGCUUCUGCGCCGGGCGGUGGCGCUGCCUCACCGACGAGCACUACCUGCCGACGCUGCUCAGCCUGCUCGGGUGGGCGCGCAACGCCAACCGGACCCUCACGUACGCGGACUGGAAGCGGCCGCAGGGGAUGCACCCGCACACCCACGAGGCGGCGGAGGUGACGGAGGAGCUCGUCAGGCGGAUCAGGGAAGACGCCGGCGACCGCUGCUUCUACAACGGCGCCAGGAACGGGAUCUGCAACCUGUUCGCGCGCAAGUUCGCGCCGGACACGCUCGAGCCGCUGCUCCGGUUGGCGCCCAAGGUCAUGGGCUUUGGGUGACCUGAUCGUCAAGAUUUUGUGCCAUUGUACACUUCCCAUGAACAUGUUUGACCUGAAAGAAUAUUGAAACAGAUGAGAACAUGCAUCACGGGUUAUGCAUCCUCGUUUACCGUGCC